This is a messenger RNA of Bombina bombina (fire-bellied toad), 3946 nucleotides long. RefSeq names its product ANTXR cell adhesion molecule 1 (gene ANTXR1). The coding region runs from base 164 to 1864 and encodes 566 amino acids. Gene Ontology annotation, molecular function: signaling receptor activity. Gene Ontology annotation, cellular component: membrane. The record is from RefSeq and is a predicted model, not a curated record. The transcript is spliced from 18 exons. Lineage: Eukaryota; Metazoa; Chordata; Amphibia; Anura; Bombinatoridae.
AACAGGCAGGAGGACUGAAAUUAGAAACCACCAAGGAGAGACAGAAGAAGACAGAAAUUCCAAAGAAGCAACAUAUUAGUGGGGUUUCUUGGCUUUGCUGGAUUUUAUUGCAGUGCAUCUUCAAGGGAAAAACUUGUGUUCUUUUCCACAUUUUGAAGUGGCAAUGGCUGGACGGUUUUUCUUUCAUUUUGGUUUGCAGCCUUUGGUUCUCGCUAUAUUUUGCAUCCUUUGUGCUGGACAAGGUGGAAGUGAAGAAAAGGAUAGUCAUUCAUGUUUUGGGGGUUUUGACCUGUAUUUUGUUUUGGACAAGUCCGGCAGUGUUCUUCACCAUUGGAAUGAAAUCUAUUACUUUGUUGAACAUCUGGCUCAAAGAUUCACCAGUCCACAGCUCAGAAUGUCUUUUAUAGUCUUCUCAACAAGAGGAAGCACUCUAAUGAGGCUCACAGAUGACAGAGAGCAGAUCAAAUUUGGAUUGGAGGAACUGAGGAAGGUGGUUCCUGGAGGGGAUACCUACAUGCAUGAGGGAUUUGAAAAGGCCAGUGAACAAAUUUAUCAUGAAUCCCUUCUAGGAUAUCGGACAGCUAGUGUUAUAAUUGCUCUGACAGAUGGAGAACUCCAUGAGGAUCUAUUUUAUUACUCAGAACUAGAGGCUAACAGAUCAAGAAGUUUAGGAGCCCAGGUCUAUUGUGUGGGUGUUAAAGAUUUUAAUGAGACACAGCUGGCACGGAUCGCUGACAGCAAAGACCAUGUAUUUCCUGUGAAUGGAGGAUUUGAGGCCCUGCAUGAUAUUAUAGGAUCUAUUCUGAAAAUGUCCUGCAUUGAAAUCUUAGCAGCUGAACCUUCCAGUAUAUGUGCAGGAGAGUCUUUUCAGGUUGUGGUAAGGGGUAAUGGCUUCAGAUACGCUAGAAAUGUGGACCGUGUACUCUGCAGUUUCAGAAUCAACAAGACUGAUUUCAGUGAAAAGCCAUUGGUUGUGGAAGACACAUAUCUUCUCUGCCCCGCCCCAGUGCUUCAGGAGGUUGGCAUGGAAGCUGCACUCCAAGUUAGCAUGAACGAUGGUCUGAACUUUAUCUCCAGUUCUGUCAUUAUCACCAGCAAGCACUGUUCAGAUGGAACCAUACUUGCAAUAGCCCUGCUUAUCCUUUUCCUUUUACUCGUCUUGGCUCUGCUGUGGUGGUUCUGGCCACUUUGCUGCACUGUGAUCAUUAAGGCACCACCCCCACCUCCAGAAGAAGAUAGUGAGGAGGAAGAGGAUGAUGGUCUGCCCAAAAAGAAAUGGCCCACGGUAGAUGCAUCUUACUAUGGAGGAAGAGGAGUUGGUGGAAUCAAAAGAAUGGAGGUGCGGUGGGGUGAAAAGGGUUCCACAGAAGAAGGCGCAAAAUUAGAGAAAGCAAAGAACGCAAAAGUGAAGAUGCCGGAGCAGGAAUAUGAAUUCCCAUCACCCAAAAUUCUUAACAACAGCUAUGGGAGACCAAGCUCUUCCAAUAAGUGGUAUUCUCCAAUCAAGGGGAAACUCGAUGCAUUGUGGGUCUUACUUCGGAAAGGGUACAGUCGUGUAUCCAUAAUGCGACCUCAGCCUGGAGAUAAGGGUCGAUGCAUAAAUUUCACUCGUGAGAAGAAGAUGAUGUCUCCAAGAUAUCCUCUAAAUAAUGCUCCUCUCAUGACUCCUCCAUCAAGUCCAAUCUACACCCCUCCACAAAGUCCAAUUUAUACCCCUCCACCCCCUGCCAGUCCACCACCCCAACCUUUUCACUCUCCACCCCCUACUCCUUCCCCGACUAGUGCUCUUCCACCUCCUCCAUUAUGUCAACCACCUAAUAGAGCCCCACCUCCGAGCAGACCUCCACCUCGGCCUUCCAUUUAGGAUGCUGAGUUGCCUCUUUUAUUCCCACUUUUCGAGGGGAUUUUGCCUUAAUUUACAAAAACUUGACUUGUAGGUGGACAUUGCAUUCAGCCAUUGGAUAGAUCAGGUAUAGCCCAAACCACUUUGUUAAUAACAUUCACUAGACUGAGAUGUGAAUUUAUGAACAUUCCAAAGUCCCCAUUCCCUAAUUUUGUGCAGCAGUGGUUAAAUAUGGAGUGUAUAAAUUUGGCCAACUGACCUAUACACUGGUAUCUGAUUGUACUCUACUCCCUAUAUGGAUUAAUCGUCUGCUUUUUCCAUCAAAAAAGAAAAAGGAAGCAACUCUUGCUACGCUUAAAUUGAUCUAACUGGCAACCAUAAAGGGUUGAUGGAAACUAUCAUGCCCAUCAGUAGAAUUAUUACUUUAUUUUCAAUACCUUUUUAUGAAUUUUACAGACAAAACAUUGUGAAAAUUACCCAAGUGAUCAAAUAUAUCAUAACAUUUGGAGAGCACUACAAAGCUGGCCAGCUGAGAUAUUUGUAAUUAAAUGGUGGACCUAACAAAGUUAUGAGGAUUAAAUAAAAUGGCUCAUGUUGAUAAUGUCUACGGAAGCAAUUGACCAUGAUGAUUCGGAUCAACAGAACUGAUGUGUUUUUGGAAUCUGUAUGUUACAUUGAUGAGACCAGAAUGUUAGGAGAUUGGGAUAUUCCUGGAGGAACAGCCAAUGGAAGUAUUGGUGAUAAUCAAUGGAAACUCAGUCAUUUCCAUGAAGAUGAGCCAAGCCCUUAUGGACCUGGUGUUUUACAACAGCAGAAGGCUGGACCUUUGCUUUAAUAAAACUGCUAUUGCAGUCUAUAUGAUGAAAGAUUAAGUCUAAAAAUUACGCUUUGCAAUGCGUCUCUGAUGCCUUGGGAAGCAGGAGGGGUCAUUUACUGUUUACAGUUUUUCUUGUAUUUACUUGCCUUCUCUUUUAAAAUAAUGAUUUUAUCACCUUUUGUAUUUUUAAAAUGAGACAUUGUGGGGUUUCAAUUCACAAUGACUUUUUUUUUAUUUGACUUUUCAUUGUGAAUCACAUUUAUAUUCAGUUGCAAACAUUUUCUCGUAUGAACCACAUUCAUCUGUAAAAAAAAAGGACCCUUAAAAGAUAUGACUUUACAUAGAAAGGAUAGCCUAGAAUACAAGCGCAAAUUACAGGAUAGCCUAGAAUACAAACACAAACUACAUGCUCCAACUACCCAAUAUUUGGACAGAUUCCUUAAAUGGAUAAAAUUAGGAUCAAAUUGACUGUGAAUGGUUAAUAAUUAUAUGGAAAUGUCACUUUUAUAGCAGAGAGUAAAGGGUCAUCCCAUAUAUUUGUGCUGGCAACAAACUAUGUAAUGUAAGCUAAUGACCUGAUUUUUUUUUUCAAUUCUCGUUACUCAUUUUAAUGGAAUAUGUCAGCUUUAAUGCAAUCUUUGAAUAUAUUUUAUAUUUCAGUUACCCAUUUUUUAUUUGCUGUAUCACUUUUGUUUUUAGGCCUUUCAAUGAAUUAAGCACAUCUUUAACUCACUCACAUCCUAGAUUUAUACUGAACUGCCACUUACUAUAUUUCUUUUCCCAUUAACUAGUAACACUUUUGGCAAAUAUCAAUAUAUAGACAACCGCACUAUACAGUAUAUAUAUAUAUAUAUAUCUAUAGCUUACUCUAUAUACAGCAUCUUCCCAUGGCAGUUUUGUCUAUAUUUCAGUUAUCCCUGAUGUAUAUAUUGUUUUCUGCUGUUUACGUACCCAAUAUACCAGAAAAACAGUUUUAACCUUUCUAGGUGGCAGGUAUAAAUUAUUUGUAAGCCAUUGGGGUGACACCAUUGCAAGCAGUGCUUGUCCUAUUGUACAAUUUCAUAGAAGUGUUUAACUGAUACUAGAAUGUAAUCAUAUAUGUCCUUUAACUGACGAACACCAGUUUUUUAACCACAAUAAAUGUUAACAUUUUGGGGAUUUUCCUAAAAAAAACAACAAAAGAAGGUGGGAUGUAUCUUAUUUAUUGUGAUAAAUGGAUUUUUUGUUCAACUUACACAGUUUGCCUUUGAGAUUGUAAAAUCUGAAUUAAAACUAUUAUCGAUGUA